GGAAACGGUACUACUUCCGCAAAAUCUUUGCGACACCCUGUCAUAUUCAAACAUGGCUUCGUCUAGGUUAGAAAUCAAUUUUAUCCGAUUAUUGUCCCGCUGCGAAUCUAUAGCUUCGGAGAAGCGAGUGGAAACGGAAUGGAGGUUGGAAAAGUAUGUUGGUGCUCUUGAAGAGAUGUUGGUGGCUUUGAGGAAAAGUCCAAGCAAACCCACAGUAGAGGUGAUGACAGACUACACACGAAAGGUUGACUUCUUGAAAGGACUUCUAGAAGCAGAGAAACUGUCAGGGACAGAAAAAGCCCUGGCCAAUCAGUUCCUAGCUCCUGGACGUACACCCACCAUAGCCAAUGAGAGGAUGCCAGCCAGUAAGACAGUUCACAUGCAGACCAAAGCCCGGUGCACAGGGGAGAUGAGGAACGAGCUGUUAGGCACUGGUCUGUCGAACAAAGGAAAUUUGGAAACAGACUUGCGAAACAGAAGGGGUUUGGUGCUGGAUGAAAGGCAGUCAGCAGCUGAGCUGGAUGCAGUGCUACAGCACCAUCACAACCUACAGGAAAAGUUGGCUGAAGACAUGCUGAACCUGGCGCGCAACCUGAAGAACAACACGCUGGUGGCCCAGAACAUUAUCAAACAGGACAACCAGACCCUGACCCAGUCUAUGCGGCAGGCAGACACCAACUUCGAGAAGCUGAAGGUUGAGUCGGAGCGUUUGGAGCAGCACACCAAGAAGUCGGUCAACUGGACCCUGUGGCUGAUGCUCAUCCUGGUCUCCUUCACUUUCAUCAGUAUGAUCCUCUUCAUCAGGAUCUUCCCCAAGCUCAGAUGAUGCACACCUGCUGGACAUACCUAGAACAUAGAAGAAUAACUGCUGCGCUGUUUGUACAUAUUCACAUAUAGGCCUAGGUGUGUAUAUAUACCUUCACCGGGUUAGAAGUUGCCCAGUAAGCACAGAUCUGGGAUCAGCUCAUCCUUCAACCAGCUUCUCCAAUCCUAUUAGAUGGAAGAAAUGUACAAUUGACCUUAGAUCAGUGUCUAGGGGGUAACUUCCUCCUGCUCCUUUAUGGGUAACCAAUAUGCACACAAAUAUAGCUAGCGAUAGAUUUCUAGAUAUUUAUUUAGAGUGAGGGACAGUGAGACGGGCCUAGUCUUAUCAGAUGGAGAAUGGAUGUGACUAAGAGCUUUAAUCUCGAUCCAGGGAUGUCUGUCUGGCAGCAGUACACAGUAGCAUGGUCCAGUCUGUACCGCAUAGAUUCAUUUACCAUUGAUUGACUGCAAACAAUAUCAGUAAUCUCAUUGGUCAUCUGUUAGUUUGGAACAAGUGGAGAUUUAAUGCAUUCUGUCCUAUAUAAGGAACUAAAAUGUUAUCAUUUAGUCCUAAAAAAUCAGAUUAAUUAACCACUUGACAAGAUCUUUGGUCCUAAAAAAAAUCCCUGGAAUUAAUGCCUUUUUCAUUGUUAAUUUUCAGUGUGAGUAAAUUAGUGUGAAUCUGCCCAUUUGUUUUUGUCAGUGUUGAUGUGCAUGAAUAGUUGACAGUAGCGGUGAGUGACAGUGAUAGAUUCAUUAUGGUGAAUAUGAUUGGCCCUCUCUUCCUUCCUAAGAGUGUUACUUCCCAACCCAUUUCUCACUCCUUUAUCGCUGUGGUCUGUGUUGAACUGUGUGAUUAAAUGUUUUUAACUGGA
Messenger RNA from Salmo salar (Atlantic salmon), 1679 nucleotides. RefSeq names its product unconventional SNARE in the ER 1 homolog (S. cerevisiae) (gene use1). Gene Ontology annotation, biological process: retrograde vesicle-mediated transport, Golgi to endoplasmic reticulum. Lineage: Eukaryota; Metazoa; Chordata; Actinopteri; Salmoniformes; Salmonidae. Gene Ontology annotation, molecular function: SNAP receptor activity. The record is from RefSeq and is a predicted model, not a curated record. Gene Ontology annotation, cellular component: SNARE complex; endoplasmic reticulum.